UGGAGGAUGUAACAAAUCGCAAUUUUGAACACUGAUGGAUCGAAAAAGACCAAAUUAUUCCCGCGACAGGGAUCGCGAUUAUGACAGGGAUAGGCAGAAAAAGAUAAUGAAAUAUGACGGAGCAGUAAAACAGUCACUUCCACCUCAGGGUGGCAAUCCCCGGGAACAAGAAGACCGCCACCUAGAGGAGAAGAGAGAGAUGAGAGAACUCAUGUUACGUGAACAUGUGUCGAACAAUCCGAAUAAGGGGCCGUGGGCAUCGAUUGGCAAAGAUGUGAAAGUUGUCCAAUGUUGGCGCUGCAAAGAUUAUGGACAUCGCUCUGGAGAUCAAGAGUGUCGGUUGUUAACGCAGAAAAACAAGUCAACAGAAAUCUUUAGAUUUGAACAUGAAGAUCCCAUGCAUAAAUAUUUUGAAGAGAGGAAGAGAAAAGAAAAAGAGGAAAGAGUGGAACAGUUGAAGCUACUUUUAGAAGAUUCCUCUACAGACAGUGAUAGUAACAGUGACAGUUCAUCCUCUCGUAGCCCUCAAAGAGAAAAACAUAAGAAGUGCAAGAAAAAGAAAAAGGACGUAAAAUCAAAGACAAAUAAACAUAAGCCAAAAACAAAGAAAAUAAAAGUCAAAUCUAAAAAGGAUCAGACUCGAAAGAAAAGUAAAAGAGAAAAGAAAAAGCAGUCCAAAAAAUCAAAUUCUUGUUCUCCCAAAUGUAACAGCGAAACUGGUUUAAAAAUGUUGCGGACGCAAGAUCAUAUCAAUAGUGACGAUGUUAAAUUGGAUGCUACUUCUUUGAACUGUGAUAAAGGUGAUCAACAUGUGAAACAUGAUGUGAGGGAAACAGCCAGUUAUGGUCCAUCUCCACGCGAUAUUCCAACUCGCAUUCAAACUAUUUGUGAGUUGAAGGGUCGGCCGGUUCACGUUGCAUCCAUUAAGAACAAUUUUAGUAGUUCUGAGGACCAGAAGGCGUCUAGUGUGCCAAAAGACAUUGCGAAUUCGGAUGCUGGACGACCAGCUGUAUCUGAAUCGGAGUUGCAGAGGGAAUUGAGACGCUUUCGGAUAGAAUCUCUCCAGCUGAAGGGCCAAGUGCUGAUCUAAUGUGACGUAUACCGGUACAGUGGCACCUCCCUUAGUGAACACCUCUACAUGAAGGACACUCUCUCUAUUGAGGACACCCUCUCUAUUAAGGACACUAGUUUUUGUCCCAAGUUGGUUGUUUUCAUUCAAUUUGACCUCUCUAAUCAGGACAUGGAUGUCACAACCGUAAGGACAACCAUCAAACCUGGUGGAAAAUUCACUGUUUUCAUUUGAGGGCAACGUCAUAAAUUUUAUCAAUAAAACCAAAA
Lineus longissimus is the source of this 1338-nucleotide messenger RNA. RefSeq names its product NF-kappa-B-activating protein-like. Bases 35 to 1090 code for a protein of 351 amino acids. NCBI's taxonomy places the organism in Eukaryota, Metazoa, Nemertea, Pilidiophora, Heteronemertea, Lineidae. The record is from RefSeq and is a predicted model, not a curated record. The transcript has 5 exons. Gene Ontology annotation, biological process: RNA splicing.